CUUCAUAUCAGGGUGCUGCUGCGGAGUGGUGUCCUCCGCUUUCUUCCAGAUCAUCUGGCUUCAGUUGCCUGGUUUCUUCGAGAAGAGGACGGCUCGGCGUGCUGCUCACGAGGCGGCACCAGCGCUGUCAUCGGCCCCAGCUCAACCUGUGCGUGUGCCGCAUCAGGUUCUGAAGCCAGUCAAGCACCAUGGAGCGGGGCACGAAAGUGUUCGUGAAGUACGUGGGUCAUCCUAUAUGGCACGAAAGACAUUUACUGGAGAAGGUGGGAAAUUCGGCGACUGACUGGAUCAUCGCCACCCCCGACAGCGAUGUGUAUAUGGAGGACUUCAGCCGACACAACGAGGACAUCGAGGGCUUCCGCCUAUCCGACCGUCGUGGCGGGGGUCCCCACGGCAUCGACCCGCAGGAUGUCUACCGGUUCCGCCAGGAGCCAGAGGGAACCCAUCUGCAGGGCCUUCGUGAUGAGGCCAGGCUGUUGGCGCGCUCUGAGGCUGCUCGCGGUGGAGGUGCUCCCGCAGGCAAUGCCGACCUAUGGUAUGCUAUCGAGGAGGCGCCAGGCAUUCAGACGGGCAGCGUCGUUCGCCUCAAUGAGGAGGCAGUCAUCAGCGGCGACAGGGCGAUCCACUUCUAUGUCCAUGACGGCGUGGAAAAGAGGGUUUUCUGCGUCAGAUGCCCAGCUGCUGAUCUGGCCGAUGUGAAGAAGAAGUUCCGCAUCGAGACGGACGACGACUGCGACGCGCGGACCCUGCCCAUCAAGAGCGUGGCGGGCCAGCGCAAGCGGGACUUCAGCGACGCGGUCGAGAAGAUGGAGCUCGUGAGUUUCUCGGACUGGGAGACGCACAUCCCAGGCCCGAGGACGACGCGCUGGUGCCUGGACUUCUUACGAAGGAGGAACGGGCCCCUGGCACACCACGAGUGGUGGAAGUCCACGGCCAAGCUGAACAGUGACGACUACGGCGUCUCGUUCCACGAGGCGGUGCUGCGUGCCGUGCAAACAGGCGCGGAGUACGAUCAGCUGGACCUGGUCAACUUGGCACCGAUGGAGCACUUGCUGCGCUCGGCCCAGCUGAUCGAGUAUUAUCAUCGAGAACGUACCCGACAGGAGGGUGCGGCCAGCUCCAAGACGGGAGUGGACAUGGAGGAGCAGACGGUCAUGCUGGGAGUCCACCAGAGCCAGGGCAACCUGAUGAUCGCCCCCGAUCUGAUCACGUACACGUCGAAGGAGCUGGAGCGGCAGAGUGCUAUUGACAAGCAAUCCCGCAAGGCGCGUGAGGAGCGCGCCUUGCGGCGGCGAGGAUGAUGAUGAGCGUUGGCCAGGCUUUCCCUCGCGCCUGGCCGGCUUCACGGGAGGGGGGCCGCGUCAUUUCAGCCAGUGACGCGGCAGCGAAGGAGGCUGACUCUGCUCUUGGGCCUUCGCAGCUUCGAGGGUGCCGAGCUGUCCAGCGACGCUUCAGGAGAAGGGGGCACGUCGGUGAGAAGGUUGCUGCCCUGGGUCGCGCACUCGCGGAGCUCGAGCGAGGUGAUGGCCUUCCUGAGCCGGCUGAGGGCCAGGCCUCGCUUCUUUCGCCUGCUGAGCAUACUUUUUUAACCUCUCGGGUGCGGCGCAUGGGCCGUCCACCAGAGGGGCUCGACCCUCGGGGAGCCUUCACUGAGCUCCAGGGGGUCGAAGACUACGCUGGGAUUCCGUGCCACCUGGCUCCUCUAGAUGUGGACAAGCUGUCUCUCCCACAGCCUGGUUUCCAGCCGCGGCCCCUGGGCGACCUUUUGGGGGCCCGCGGCGCUGAGCUCAUCAAGAGGAUUUCAUGUGAUAUAGUUUUGCCUAAGGAGCUGCAGCAAAGAAAUCGUGAGGAAGCUGGUCUAGUCAGGCCGUACAGCGACCCACGUCUGCGUUCUAAAAGGGUGUACAAGUCUCUCGUGGCUCGCCUUCAGGCCGCGGGGCUCGUCGAGUUCAGUUUAACGGAUGGAGUCCGAACGGGGAUCUUUGCGGUUUGGAAGUCGGACGGGGUGAAGCAACGCCUCAUCCUGGACGCUCGGAUUUCCAAUUGUAGUUUUGAGGUACCCGAGUCGCCCGACCUCCCCACGGCUAACGCUUUCUCGAGG
Molecule: messenger RNA, 2101 nt
Organism: Prorocentrum cordatum
Lineage: Eukaryota; Dinophyceae; Prorocentrales; Prorocentraceae
Source: the annotation of a GenBank genome assembly